GAGACGCCGAGCGCGAGCGCGAGCGCCAGUGUGCCGCCGAUGCGCAAGGGUGAAAGUUUGUUAUUGUUUGUGGGUGCGAGCGGCGAGCGUGUGGCGGUGUAGGCUCGCAGCGUCAAGACUCCCCGACGUGCGCCCUGCAGAGCCCCGCCGACGUAGCCAGGAGCCAGGACUCGCCUCGCCAGCGCCCUCGCGCCCAGUAGCAGAGUAGCAGAGCAGUUCGCGCGCGCCCGUGCCGUUUACUGUGUGUUCGCCGAGUGUGUGAGUGUGCCUCCUUCGAGACGACGACCACGACGACCACCGCCUCAACAUGCCCGAUGGAUUCAAGGGUUGCGCCGUGCACGACAAGAACAACAACACCAAGGGCACCGCCAACCACAACGCGAACUGUCAUCAGCAUCACCACAACGGCAACAACAAUUCGACGUGCUUCGGCGGCGGCGGCCACGGCGGGAGCGGCUACUGCGGGGGCGGCAGCGGGGCAGGGCCGCAGCGCCGCGUGCAGGUCACCGCCAAGAUCCUGUUCGGCACCGUCAGUGCCAUCUCCAGUAUGAAGGCGUCCGAGAAGGCGGCCAAGGCGGCUGGCAAGCGGCCGUAGGCCCCGCCUGGGGCGGCCGUAGGCAGCCGCAGCGUCGCGUCGCGUCGUCAUGUCCUUGUCGGCCAGAAUUCAACAUGAGAAGCAGGUGGAGACUCGAAGCGGACUCGACUGGAUUCGAGGGGCAUUCUAGUCCCAUGGGCUACACAACAUGUAAUGUUUUUUCCUUUCCAGGAAACGAAACAGCUGAGAUGCUCUUGCCUUUCGACGUUCAUUCCAUAAAAUGUUCCAUAAGUACAAUGAAAAAAAUCAUUGAGAACAAAAGACGAAAAUUUUUCUGUAUAUAACAGCUUUUUUUUUAGUAUGCGGAGCUGAAUGGAUGGUGAUAAGUAUUAUAUUAUGCAGUAUUAAUAAAUAUUAUAUAAACAUUUUCAUUUGUUUAAGUUAGGAUGAGUUUCAAAAAUAGUAGUGUAUGUAGACCUGUCAAAAUUACUUAGGACUGCAGUAGACAUUAGAGAGUCCCAUGGCAGGGGCAGUUGUCAAGUCUAGUCCGGCGCAAUGCUGAGUUGAGAAACAGUUUGUUGAGCUGAUUCUAAUCAGUAUUUUGGAAAAAGGGAGAAAAUAUAUUCAUAAUCUUUCAUUUUUAAUAUGUAAGUGCUUUAUAGAUUUUCACUUGUAAAUGAUAAGAAAUAAAACAAUCAAUUUACUUUA
This is a messenger RNA of Thrips palmi, 1243 nucleotides long. RefSeq lists its product as uncharacterized. The transcript is spliced from 2 exons. The record is from RefSeq and is a predicted model, not a curated record. The coding region runs from base 308 to 595 and encodes 95 amino acids. NCBI's taxonomy places the organism in Eukaryota, Metazoa, Arthropoda, Insecta, Thysanoptera, Thripidae.